This is a messenger RNA of Saxophila tyrrhenica, 4182 nucleotides long. Its product is annotated as Golgin imh1. The record is from RefSeq and is a predicted model, not a curated record. Gene Ontology annotation, cellular component: Golgi apparatus. The transcript has 4 exons. The coding region runs from base 1 to 4182 and encodes 1393 amino acids. NCBI's taxonomy places the organism in Eukaryota, Fungi, Ascomycota, Dothideomycetes, Mycosphaerellales, Extremaceae.
AUGUUCCAGCGUCUCAAAGGAGGAUUCAACCUCGAUGCCUUUCUGGAUAGCAAAAUAGCCGAGGAGCAGGCCAAGCAGGCGCAAUCGUCGAAAUCGUCGCCAGCCGGGAGGAGAACACCGAGCAAUGCUCCGAGCAACACGAGGAGGAGCAGUGCUCGUACGGAGUCGCCCAGCAAGAGGACGGGCAGUCGGCGGCGGGCGCAAGAUGGAGAGCAGGAGACGCCCUCGAAGGGCCCUGAUCCGGAGGACUUUGUGAUCGGGGACGAUGCGUCGGACAUCUCGAGGGUGGCCACGCCGAUGCCGGUUAAGGAGGGCUCGGACGGGCCUAUACUGGAGCAGAAGACUGGCGACAAGCUGGAGGAAGCGAAGAGGGAUCCAUUACAGUCGACUCCGGCGACGGACAAGGGCAAGGAGAAGGAGAAGGCAGCGGACGACCAGGAGCUGCCGGAAGAUGUGCGCAAGCGGCUGGCGAAGCUGGAGAGUCUCACGACGAGAUAUCAAGAUCUGUUGCGCAACUACCGAACCGCCCAUGCCCGCGUCUCCUCCAUUGAGCCUUUCGAAGCCACCCUGCGCGAGCAUACUCCUUUGACAUCGAUCACCGAUCCCGGCGCUCUGGCAGAGUUUCUCAAUCAGCGGAGUGUACAGAGUGAGAUGGUCAUGCAAGAGCUGAAGAGGCUGAGCGCGGAGAACAGAGACGUGGUCAAGGAGCGAGAUGAUCUAAAAGUCAAGCUUGAUGAGGCGGAGCAGAAGGCGAAGGAUGCAUUCGACGAGGCUGCAGGAUUGCGAGAACAACGGCAGGCAGCUUCGUCUGCAGCGACUACCCCUGUGAAUGCGGAAAGGGCAAGCAAGGAGUCGUCCGAAGCAACUGCAGCGGACGAAGACGACACUUUCUUCUCUUACGAUUCCGAACUGCCACGCAUGGAAGAAGAAGCACAGAAACACAAGGAAGCGCUCAAGGAACGCGAGGAUUACAUUAAUGAGCUGACCACCGACCUUGCGACGCUUCGCAGCGACUUCGACGUGACGAAGAAGACACUCGAUGACCGCAGUCUCGAUCUCGACGCCAUGGAGAACAAGGUGAAUGGUCAGGACCGCAAGAUAGCCGGGCUCCAGUCAGAGCUCGAUGAAGCCAACGCCGCUUUGAAGUCUGCCGCCGCACGCAACGAUUCCAAGGACGAUGGAGCCGCCUCUGACGCCCUCACGGAGAGCCAGGCCCACAUCGCUGAGCUCAAAGAACAGGUGAAGGGCUUGCAGGACAGUCUGGAGCAGAAGAACAAGGAGCUCGCAGACAAGGCAGCAGCGGCUGAAGAGAACCUCCGGAAGUAUGAGAAUGAGCACGACAAAAACGUCAAGAACUUCGACUUCUUUCAAAACGCCGAGAGGGCAAAGGUCAUUCACCGGGGCGUUCUCGACAAGCUCAAAGGCGAAGUCCAGCAGGCGGUCGAGCUGAAGGAGGUCUCGGAAGGCAAAGUCAAAGACCUCGAGCUUGAGAUGAACAGACUCCUGUCUGAGGCUGAUGCUUCGGGAAAUAUCAUCACAAGUCUGCGAGGCCACCAAGACGCCGCUGCGAGCUGGAAGAGGAAGCUCGAGGAGGCCGAGCAGGAGCGCGAUACUGCCAAUCGUCUUGCGGAGAGCAAGAAGGGGCAUGAAGCGGCGGCUGCGAGUUUGAGAGCGCAGCUGAAGAAUGCUAACAAAGAGCGUGACGAUGCCUACCAGAUGAUUCUCGAUUGCAGUCGCUGCCCGCCGGAAGCCAAGGAGAAGGCACGCAAUCCUGAAACGCCGGCCGAAGAUGUUACGCCCACUCCGCAAACGAGAGAAAGUUCUGAAGCUACAGAGCAAGCCGAAGUGUCGAAUCAGCCCACUGAAGCCAGCACACCAGCCGCCUCUGUCGACGUCGCCGACCCGAUGGCCAACACCGAGGCCAAGAAGAAGAACAAAAAGAAGAAGUCGAAGGGCAAGAAGAAGGAACCUGCUGCGGAAGAGCCUGCUGCUCCGGCGCAAUCGGCACAAGGGGCCUCCGCAGACACUGACGUCGCUCGCACUUCCACUCCUGACCCAAGAAUGAUGGAUGACUUGAUCGCGAAACAGCAAGAGUCAAUCGACGCGCAUGUGAAGACGAUCAGUGCGCGGGAGACGGAGCUCAAGGAGAAGGACGAAGAGAUCUCCACGCUCAAGAAUAAAAUCCAAGAGCACGAGCAGAAGAUCGAGGAGCAAGACGCUGCGAUUGCGAGGUUCGAGAAGCGAGUAAAGGAUCAAGAAGGGCUGGAGGAGGAGAUCGAGACGUUGCGGGAGAGUCUGAUGGAGGCGGGGAGCGAGAGCACGGAUGCGAAGCAUGAGCUUAAGGAGCUGAAGGACGAGCGCGCAAGGCUACAGGCUGAGAUUGAAGAGUUGCAAGCUGUCGAUAGCCAAAGGGUGACCGAGCUGAAGAAAGCCCAAGCGGAGCGCAAGACGGCGGAACAAGCGUUCGAGGAGCAUCAGUCCUCAGCCACGACAGCCUCGGCUGCCGAGACAGACGCCAUGAGGGUGAAGUUUGAGGCCUCGGAGGCAACAGUGCAAGCACUACAGCUCACAAAGGCGGCUUGUGAGAAGCAGAUCGAGGAAUUGAAGGCGCAGCACACCGCUAACGGCGAAGAACUAGAUGCGCGAUACGAGUCCUUGAAAGCCGAACAUAUGCACUUACAACAACGGGCCGCAGGGCUCGAGACGGAUCUGGCGGCCGCAGAGUCGUUGGCGCAGGCGCGGUACAAGGACGUCACGGAUUUGAAGGAGCAUCUGAGCAAGAUCCAGCCGGAGCUGAAGCGCUUGAGGCUGGAGAGCGAUGAGCUGAAGAGCCUAAGGGCGGAGUUUGGGAAGCAGGUGGAGUCGGUGAAGAGAUUGGAGGGGUGGGAGAGGGAUUUGAGGAGUGAGAUUGCCGAGUACAAGACGCAGGUUAAGAAGAAGGAUGCCGAGGUCGCAAGUUUGAGGGAGAAGGCGAAGGCGAGUGAUGAGCGGUCGACUGCGUUGGAGGAUACUUGCGAGCGUGCACGGAAGGACCUCGAAGCGAACGAAUGGACUCGCGACCAAGCUGUUGAGGCACGCGAAAAAGUCAGUACGGAGCUCAAGAAAGCGCAAGAGGAGCUGCGCACUUCCAGGACGAAUCUCGACCAGUUGGAGGUGCAGGUCAACAAGUUCCGUGACGAAGCGCGCACGGCGAAGGAAGAGCUGCAGAUGAAAUCCGCCCAGCACGAAAGCGCGCAGAGUCUGAUGUCCAGCAUGCAAAGCGAGUCCCGCGAACUGGCGACGCAGAUGAAGGAGAUCCGUGAGCGUAACGCAGGGCUCGAGGAGGAGUUGGCGGAUACGCAGCGCUUGCUGUCUGAGCGAGGGGCGGAAGGGGAGAAGAUGCGCAGGUUGCUGGCGGAUGUUGAAGAUAGAGCUGAAGCGAGGGUGAAGGAGAUGAGGGAGCGACUGGAUUUGGCGGUUGAGGAGCGUGACCGAGCGGAGGAUGAUGCGAGUACGGCUGGUAGGAGGAAGGCGAGGGAGAUUGAGGACUUGAAAACGCGAUUGCGGGAUGCUGAGAGCGGUGCUGCCAAAGCCACUGAGGCUCGAGAGGCUGCUGAGAGGCGAGAACGCGACUACCGCGCUCGACAAGACGACCUCCAAAAGCAAACCGAGCGCGCUGGAGAGGACGCCGCAGAAGCCCGCGAAGCCAUGAAUCAGCUUCAAACCACCAUCGACGACUUCGAGCGCCAGGCCAGCCAGCUUGAGAAAGAAAAAGUCGACCUCCGCAAGACCCUCGAUGAGCGCGAAGCUAAAGUCGAGCAACUUAAGAAGUCCGGCAAGAGCAUGGCGGAGGAACUGCGUAAUGCGCAGGCCAAAGCCAGGCAAGGGGGCAGCAGUACGGUGCAGUCUUCCCGCUCGUCGGUCGAUUCGUCUUCGACGCGGGUCAUGUCGCCUUCUACACGGGUCCUGUCGCCUGCUCCAGCUAGAGGGGCGAGCAACGGCACGCCGGUGGGUGCCCGACAGCAGCAGCCGAGUCAGAGCCAGGAGGUCACGGACACGGAGUACCUGAAGCAUGUGCUACUGCAGUUUCUCGAGACGAAGGAGAAGAAGCAUCAGAUGCAGUUUGUGCCGGUGCUGGGGACGCUGUUGGGGUUUAAUGAGGGUGAUAUUGAUAAGAUGAAGAAUGCUCUUUCGGCACGGUGA